GCUGCCAGAAAAUUAGGCAACAAGCUUUCAGACCACUUCCUAGGUUGAUGCCACGUUCCUUUGUACACUUCCCUUGGGGAAGGUAAGCCUGCCCCGCCCACAGUGGCAAAGAAACAGCCUGAUGUGAAAAUACAACACAAGGUUCAGUCCCUGGGUGUCAGAUCAGAACUCUUGCACACUCAGAUCUUGUCCCAGGGGUAGCACGCGGCCGGGAGUCCGUGGUGGAGCCACUCGCAGGUGGGCGCAGACGGUAGGUGUGCAGGGGAAAAGGUGGCAAAAAUAUGAGCGACCCGGAGGCCAGAGACUGGGACUCCGGGGCGUCUCCUGACCGCAGUGGAGACCCUGGGGGAGCAGAUGCUAUCUCUAGGAGAAGGGGUGGAGCUUGCAUCUACCUUCCAGUCCAGCCCGCACUCCGUCUGGCUCCCUUUUUUCCUGCCGGCCUUUGCCAGGGAGACUUAAGUUGGCUUCUUCCUGGUGAGCAGCAGCCUGAUAUGGAGACGGUAUCCCUGCUGCUGUGCUGUGUGUCCAUAGCUCUUCCCCCUUGGAUCAGAGCUGAUGAAUGUCGGGACAUUAGUGUGCAAAAUGAGACAUCUUCAGUAAAUCAGCCUUUUGCUUUUAAUUGCACGUACCCUCCGCUAACAUCUGGGAAAGCACAUGUAACUUGGUAUAAAUAUCCUAGCAAAAUCCCAGUAUCCAAAAACAUGCAGACUAGAAUUUACCAGGAUCAAAACUGGAUUUUGUUUUUACCCCUGGAAAGGGAGGACUCUGGAAUCUACCAAUGUAUUAUAAAUAAUACAAAUAUGUGUCACCGAAUACACAUAAACCUAACUGUGUUUAGUGAAAUCAAGUGUGUUUCUGAAAAGAGUCAAGUGAAUUUAUCAGAUGAGUACAAGCAAAUAUUACAUGUUGGAAAAAAUGACAGUCUUACGUGUCAUCUGAACUUCCCAAAGAGUUGUGAUUUGGAUUCAGUAAAGUGGUAUAAGGACUGUAAAGAGAUUAAAGGAGAGCGUUUUGCUUAUUGGGAAAAAAAAAGAAAGCUGUCAGUGAGCAAUGUCUCGGCAGAGGACAGAGGGAACUAUUUGUGUGAAGCCAGACUGACUCAUGCAGGAAAACCAUACACGGUUUUACAUAGAAUUACUGUGAAUGUCACAGAAAAUGUUGGACAUGGAGGAAUAAUCCCUAAAAUAACUUAUCCAACAAACAAUACAAUCGAAGCACAACUUGGCUCUACCCUUAUUGUGGACUGCAACAUAACUGACACAAGGGAUAAUACAAAUCUACGAUGUUGGAGAGUCAAUAGCACAUUGGUGGAUAUUUACUACAAAGAUUCCAAACGAGUCCAUGAAGGAAUUGAAACCCACAUUUCUUUUCAGGAACGUAAUUUUUACACAGUGAACAUAACCUUUCUAGAAGUGAAAAUGGAAGAUUAUGACCAUCCUUUCACAUGCCAUGCUGGUGUGUCUGCAGCAUACUUUAUUUUAAAACCCCCAGUGCCAGAUUUUCCAGCUUACUUGAUAGGAGGGCUUCUGGCCUUUGCAGGUGCGGCUGUGCUUGUCAUGUGCAUCUACAACAUUUUUUGGAUUGACAUUGCACUUUGGUAUCGAAGUGCCUUCCAACCUACUGGGACCAUAGAAGAUGGGAAGCUCUAUGAUGCAUAUGUCUUAUACCCCAAGCCUCAACGAGAAAGCGAGAGCUAUACCAUAGACACACUGGUUCUGAAGGUUCUGCCUGAAGUACUGGAAAGGCAGUGUGGAUAUCAGUUAUUUAUAUUUGGCAGGGAUGAGUUUCCUGGAAAAGAUGUGGCCAGUGUCAUUGAUGAAAACAUUAAGCUGUGCAGGAGACUGAUUAUCAUCAUAGUUCCUGAAUCACUCGGCUUUGACCUAUUAAAGAACAUGUCAGAAGAACAAAUUGCUAUCUACAAUGCUCUCAUCCAGGAUGGGAUGAAGGUCAUUCUAAUUGAAGUGGAGAAAGUAAAAAACUAUACAGUUAUGCCAGAGUCAAUCCAGUACAUCAAACAGAAGCAUGGGUCUGUCCAUUGGAGUGGAGACUUCACAGAAGAGUCACUGUGUGCAAAGACUAAGUUCUGGAAAAAAGUGAGAUAUUUCCUGCCACCUAAAAGGUUCCCACCAUCUUCUCAUUCCUAGCAGCUGAAGUACAUUUCCUGUGACUUCACAGCUGACAACCGAUGUUCCAGCACAGGGUUAUUUACCCUGUGAUGCAGGUUGUCUGCUGGAAGUGGCUCACAUUUGGACAAGAGACACUGCAUUCAGGCCAUCUGCUUGAAGCUUGUCAUUGUGUACUUGAGCACAAAUAUUGUGUGAAUAACUGUGCUUGUUUGCUUAUUUUGAUCAGACGUACUUCUUUGGAAAAAGAUAUCAGCUCUAAAGAAGACCCUCAUUAGCUUAUUGGCUCUGAACACUUAUGAAUAUUUGCUGAACAUAGACUAGCAUUAGCAUUUGAACCCCUGAGGAAUAGGACACAAGGAAUUUCAGAGUUUAGUUCAGAUGUCAGGGAAUUGGCACGUGGUGUGGUACCUGUAGGGCCAGAGAUGGGAGCCUGAAUAGUCAGAGAAUGGCAGGAAGGGAGUCUGUGGGCUUGGAGAGGGCUGGGAAAGAUAAUGGCAGUUUUUGUACCUGGCCAGUGUCCAUAGGACCCUGGCACUCAGUGGAAACUUACUGUGUCUAUGAGCCUUUUUCACUCCUCUAAUGCAAAUAAAUAACCAUGACCACAGUCUUAGCAGGUUGAGACUGGAAAUGAGUCAGAGAUCAUCUAGACCAGUAGAACCAACAGUGAUGACACUGGAAUUGCCCAUUCAUCUCACUUCUGGUGGGUCCCAUGCUUUGAAAAACUUUAUCUUUCAAACCAAAAUAACUUACAAUUCACUUAUUUUUCCAGCUGGCCUAUGUCAGCCACAAUUCUGAGAAACAUGUGACAAACGUGGUUAUCAACCUGAGAUGAUGUCAUUAUAGUCAAAGUAAUCUUUCAGCUAGUCAGUAUACCUUCAUCACAGGUUAAUUCAUGAUUUAACAAGUCUCAAAGACUUUUGAUACUAAAAAUUUGCUGUAAAAUCUUGGCACAACUUCCAAAGCCCCUAAUCUGAAGAGUAGAUAUAGUCUACUGCUUCUUCUGUGCUUGACAGCACUAAGCCUCAAAAAGUGGCCUGCUAAAUAUUCUGGAAUUGGUGGCAUUUUUACAUACCUAUAGUGAACUAUCAGAAAGAGAAGCAAAACAAUCCCAUUUACAAUUGCAAUAAAAAACAUAAGAUACACAGAAAUAAACUUAACCAAGGAAGGAAAAGAUCUAUACUUAGAAAAUUACAAGAUAUAAUUUUCUUAUAAAGAAAGAAAAAAAGGGAAAAAGAUAUAAAUAAGUGGAAGCAUAUACCAUGUUCAUGUCAGAAGAAUUAACAUUAUUAAAAUAUCCAUACUACCCAAAGCAAUCUACACAUUCAACAUAUUUUUAUCAAAAUACUAAUGAUGUGUUUCAUAAAUGUAGAACAAAUAUUCCAAAAAUUUAUAUAGAACCACAAAAGACCCCAAAUACUACCCAAAGCAAUAAACAGAUUCAAUGAACUUCCUAUUAUAAUACCAAUGGCAUAUUUCAAGAUAUAGAACAAGUAUUCCAAAAAUUUAUAUGGCCUUUUAUAUUAAAAGGCUCAAAUAGCCUCAGCAAUCUUGAAAAAGAAGAACAAAGUUGGAGGUGUCAGAAUACAUGAUAUCAAGCUAUGCUACGAGGCCAUUAUAAUCAAAACAGACUGGAAAUGGCAUGAGCACAAGGCAUAUAGAUCAAUAGAACAGAAUGGAGAGCUCAGAAAUAAAUUCAUGACUUUAUGGUCAGUUAAUAUUUGACAAAGGAGGCAUGAGCAUACAAUGGAGUAAAGAUGGUCUCUUUAAUAAGUGGCAUUGAGAAAAGUGGACAGGGACAUGCAAAAAAAUGUAAGUAGACUACCAACAUACACCAUACAAAAGAAUAAACUCAAAAUGGGUAAAAGAGUUAAAUGUAAGUCACAAAACCACAAAAAUCCUAGAAGAAAAAAUAGGCAGUAAAAUUUCAGACAUCUCUUGUAGUAAUAUUUUUGCCUAUGUCUCCUAGGGCAAGGGAAAGAAAGAAAAAAUAAAUAAAUGGGACUACAUCAAAUUGAAAAGUUUCUGCACAGCUUAAAGAAACCAUCAACAAAAUGAAAAGGGAGCCUACUAGAUGAGAGAACAAAUUUGCCAAUGACACAUCUGAUAAGGUGUUAAUUUAAAAAAUGUAUAGAGAACUUAUACAACUUAAUAGCAGGAAGACAAACAACCUAAUAAAAAAUGAGCAAAGGACCUGAGUAGACACUUCUCCAAAGAGGAUAUACAGUGCCUAAUAGACAUUAAAAGAUGCUUAACACCACUAGCCAUCAGAGAGAUGUAAAUUAAAACCACAAUGAGAUAUCACCUCACAACUGCCAAAAUGGCUAGCAUCAGUAAAUCAACAAACAAUAAGUGCUGACAAGGAUGUGGAGAAAAGGGAUCUCUAGUGCACUAUUGGUGAGAAUGCAGGCUGGUACAGCCACUGUGGAAAACAGCAUGAAGUUUCCUCAAAAAAUUAAAAAUGAAACUGCCUUUUGACCUAGCAGUUCCACUUAUGGGAACAUAUCCUAAGAAUGCCAAAACACUAAUUUGAAAGAAUAUAUGCACCCCCAUGUUCAUUCCAAUAGCCAAGAUUUGGAAGCAGCCCAAGUGCCCAUUAGUAGAUAAAUGGAUAAAAAAGCUGGGGUAUUAUGCAAUAGAAUACUACAGAACAAGAAGAAACUUUUACCUUUUGUGACAGCAUGGAUGGACCUGGGGAUCAUUAUUAUUAGGUGAUAUAAGUCGGUCUGAAAAAGACAGAUACCAUAUAAUCUUACUUAUUUGUAGAGUGUAAUAAAUAAAAUAAACUGACAAACAAAACAGAAACAGAGGCAUGGGUACAUAGAACAGACUGAUGGCUGUUAGAGGGGAGGGGGCAGAGCAGGGCUGGAUGAAAGAAGGUAAAAAGAUUAGACAAAGAAUGUUUAUGCAUAACCCAUUGACACAGGCAACAGUGUGGUGAUGGCCAGAGGGAAGAGGAUAGGGAAUUAGGGCCAGGGGAAGGUCAGCAAAGGGAGGGAAAAUGGAGCCACCCGUAAUCGUGUAAACAAUAAAAAUAAAGUUAAAAAAUAAAUAAAAGAGAAAUUAUUUAAAAAUUUUAUUUUUCAAUUACAGUUUAUAUUCAAUCUUCUUUUGUGUUUGAAAAAAAUUUAAAUGUUCCUGAAUAGCCUCAGCAACCUUGAGAAAGAAGAACAGAGGUUUGUAGGUAUCAUGUUACCUGAUACCAAACUAUACUAGAAGGUCUUAGUGAUCAAAACAGCAUGGUGCUGGCAUAAGAACAAGCAUUAGAUCAAUAAAAUAGAAUAGAGAGCCUAGAAAUCAACCCAAAACUUUAUGGUCAAUUACUAGUUGACAAAAGAGGCAAGAACAUAUAGUUGGGGUAGACAGUUCAUUCAAUAAAUGGUGUUGACAUCAAUUUCAAAGAACCUAUGCACCACAAUGUUCAUAGCAGCACAAUUUACAAUAGCUAAGAGUUGGAAGCAACCUAGGUGCCCAUCAGUAAAUGAAUGGAUCAAAAAAUUGUGGUACAUAUACAACAUGGAAUUCUAUGCAGCAGAGAGAAAGAAGGAGCUACUACCUUUUGCAACAACAUGGAUGGAACUGGAAAGCAUUAUGCUGAGUGAAAUAGGCCAGGCAUUGAAGGACAAAUACCAUAUGAUCUCACCUUUGACAGGAAGCUAAAGAAUAAAACAAACAAGCAAACAGAAUAAAAACAAAGACGCUGAAAUAGAGAACAAGUGGGCAGCAACCAGAGGGGAGAGGGAAGGGAA
Messenger RNA from Artibeus jamaicensis (Jamaican fruit-eating bat), 5872 nucleotides. RefSeq names its product interleukin 1 receptor like 2 (gene IL36R). Gene Ontology annotation, biological process: signal transduction; regulation of inflammatory response. Bases 282 to 2144 code for a protein of 620 amino acids. Gene Ontology annotation, molecular function: interleukin-1, type I, activating receptor activity. NCBI's taxonomy places the organism in Eukaryota, Metazoa, Chordata, Mammalia, Chiroptera, Phyllostomidae. The transcript has 11 exons. The record is from RefSeq and is a predicted model, not a curated record.